AUUCACGGUAUUAGUACCGCUGACACAGCGGUGAGGACUCCUCUGAAUGUCUUUGUAUUUUGUGUCUUCAGGCCGGGACAGAUCUCUGCCAUCACGUCUCUACCAGACUCUCUGACCACCUGGGACAUCAAGGCUGUCGGCGUGUUCAAGGACGGUAUGUGUGUGGCGGAGCCGGUCCAGGUGUCGGUCAGCCUGCCGCUCAGCGUGGACGUCCCGCUGCCCUAUCAGGUGGUGAGAGGAGAGCAGCUGGAGCUGAAGGGCUCCGUCUACAACCAGCAGGCCGACAGCGUCACGUACUGCGUGACUCUGACGGUCGGCCCGGCGCUCUGCCUGCAGCAGUCCAAGCCGGCCGCCGGGGGGACGGGGCUGCACUCCACGGCCUGCAGCUGGACGCCGCUGGCUGCUGGCGAGGUGGGGAAGGUGAGCUUCACCCUGCUGGGCCUGCAGGCCGGAGAACACACCCUGACCUUCACCCUGAGGACACGCCAGGGGGACAGAGACAUCCUGGAGAAGACGCUGAGAGUGGUGCCUGAAGGAGUGAGGAAGGAGGUGUUUUCUGGAGGGACUCUGGACCCUCAGGGACUCUACGGCUUCGAGAGGAGGACGGUGGAGCUGAAGAACAACCUGCCCACCAACAUCGUCCCCAACACACCUGUGGAGAGGAUGCUCACCAUCAGCGGUGAGACACAGAGACACACACUGUGGUGCUGA
This is a messenger RNA of Plectropomus leopardus (leopard coralgrouper), 711 nucleotides long. NCBI's taxonomy places the organism in Eukaryota, Metazoa, Chordata, Actinopteri, Perciformes, Serranidae. The record is from RefSeq and is a predicted model, not a curated record.